This is a messenger RNA of Stomoxys calcitrans (stable fly), 1931 nucleotides long. RefSeq names its product nicotinamidase (gene Naam). Lineage: Eukaryota; Metazoa; Arthropoda; Insecta; Diptera; Muscidae. The transcript has 8 exons. The coding region runs from base 468 to 1541 and encodes 357 amino acids. The record is from RefSeq and is a predicted model, not a curated record. Gene Ontology annotation, molecular function: calcium ion binding.
AAAACGUGCAGUGAAGUACAUACAUUUGUAUAUAAAAACACGAGAGCAGAUAUGGUUGUUGUGUAUAUAUAGUACCCGCCAAGAUUGUGUACUUUUUUGGAUGACGAAGAUGUUGCUGCAGAUUGUCUAUAUCUCAUCCCUCUCCCCUGUUUCCCUUUUUGUUUUGAUGAUGGCAACUAACUCACGUGUGCUUUUUGCGAUUUCUUGAGUGAGUAAUGUAAAGGGUUGCCAUCAUGUUGUUUUUGCUUUCGUGCAACGGAAUGGCGUUUUUUGUUUAAAUGCUUUGAAAGACAAAUGAACCGAUUUGAUUUUGCAAGCCAGCAGAUUUGCGAAGGUACAUCAGCUCUGUAGUCGCCUAAACAAAGCUCCUUUUUCUUGCUGUUUACUGUGCUGUGAAAGUGUUUGCGGUGGCCUCGUGUAUAUAAAUCCCAACUGUGUAGCUGCGGUGAACAUUUUUAAAUCGAAGUAUGGACUCACCAACACCGCCAAUUGUCAUCGACGAUCCAAACGGUUCAGCAAUGGAUGCCUGUUUCACUGCUUUCGAUAAGGACGGCGAUGAUCGUUUAAGCUUGAAUGAAUUCUCACUCAUCUGUCGAGCUCUGUUUCGCAAUGACAAAGGACACAUUUACGAAGUACCUGCAGAUCGUUUGGAGCAAAUAUUUGCAGUGUUUGAUUCCAAUGAAGAUGGUUUCAUCGACAGAGAUGAGUUCAAGUUCUGUUGGAAUAAUUGGAUUAAAACGAUUGUACGUCCUGUGAACGCGUUUCUGAUUGUUGAUGUACAAAAUGACUUUAUAAGUGGAUCUCUGGAUAUAAGUAAUUGCAGUGCACAGCAAAAAGGACAUGAGAUCUUGGAGCCUACUAACAAUCUGUUGGACACUGUGGAUUUUGAUGCUGUGUUUUAUUCAUUGGAUUGGCAUCCUAGCGAUCAUGUCUCCUUCAUUGAUAAUGUUAAAAUUAGGCCUUUGGAUGAAAGUUCUCCCAUUGACGCGGAUUCGGCUCAAGUUUUCGAUACGGUUGUAUUUGCUGGACCACCACCAAUGAAGCAACGUCUUUGGCCCCGACAUUGUGUCCAGGAUUCAUGGGGUGCAGAAUUGCACAAAGAUUUGAAAGUUGUGGAAAACGGCAUCAAGGUCUACAAAGGAACAAAUCCUGAAGUUGAUUCCUAUUCUGUGUUUUGGGAUAAUAAGAAACUCUCCGAUACCACUUUGAAUGCCCAACUGAAGAUGAAGGGAGCCACAGAUAUCUAUGUGUGUGGAUUGGCCUAUGAUGUGUGUGUGGGUGCCACUGCUGUCGAUGCCUUAUCUGUAGGCUACAGAACCAUUUUGAUUGACGAUUGCUGCCGUGGUACUGAUAUCCAUGAUAUAGAGCAUACCAAGGAAAAGGUGAUAAGUAACCAUGGGGUUGUUGUCCAUUCCAGUGAGGUGAAAUCUAUGGCUGAAGGUCGUGACCGUCGCCCUGAACUUGGUUAUAAAUUGGCCAUGGAAUUGAAAAAUCCUGAGUCGGUUCUUUCUCAGCGGAAUGGCUACCACUCGGAGGAAUAGGGCACACAUUGUUAUUCUCCACAAAAUCCCACAUCUAACGAUCAUGCUUGCCGCUCUCUCUGACUUCCCUCCACCUCAAUAACGUACCUAUCCCCCAAACAUAUCUUCUAUAGUUUAAAUGUUAAGUUAUCAACCGACAGUUGAUAUCGCCUGGAAGCGGUUAUUGAAAGACAUUUUCUUUGUUAACCACAAGGCAGACAGUUCACAUCCCAGUGAAAUUGCGCCUUAUAUACACGUUUUUAUUUCAAACCUUUUAGUCGCAUUUACAACUAGUGCACUUGGCUAUGUUACCUGUUUAAGUUUAUCAGUUAUUUUUGGCAAUGGAAAACAAAUGUAAUUUUAGUCAUUUCGAAUAUUUAAAUAAAUGAUAUUUACUUAACAACCAACCAA